This is a messenger RNA of Entrophospora candida, 1311 nucleotides long. NCBI's taxonomy places the organism in Eukaryota, Fungi, Glomeromycota, Glomeromycetes, Entrophosporales, Entrophosporaceae. The record is from the annotation of a GenBank genome assembly.
AUGAUUACAAAUAAGACUUCAUUAUUUGAUAAUUACCAAAGCAGAGAAAUAUUUGAGUUAAGUAGAAGUUUAAAGGAGGCUGGUGAAAAUGUGACAAUAAAUCAAAAAGGAUUAAUCCAGUCUUCAAAACGUGUAAUUAUAAAGAAAAUAUUGGAAGCAAUGGCUAAUGGUAUUGACGUAUCAUCGUUAUUUGGUGAAGUUGUGAAGGUCGCAUCAACAAAAGAUUUGGUUUUAAAGAAAUUAUCAUAUAUUUAUAUUUCAACACAAGCAGAGAAAAAUAGUGAUUUAGCGAUUUUAGCAAUAAAUACUUUUCAAAAAGAUCUUCAAGAUGAUAAUUUUUUAGUCAGAGGAUUAGCAUUAAGAACAUUAUGUUCACUAAGAAUACUUGACUAUUUACCUUAUAUGAUGGAUUCAAUAACGUCAUCAUUAUCAGAUAUUAAUCCAUAUGUUCGUAAAACAGCUGCAAUGUCAUGUAUUAAACUGUUUCGUUUUUCACCAAAACAUCUAUUAGAUACACAAUUGCUUGAUCAAUUAUAUUAUAACAUUUUAAAUGAUAAAGAUAUUGAAGUUGCUGGAAAUAGUUUGAUAGCAUUAAAUGAAAUAUUAAUAUUAGGAAAUAAAAAAAGUGGCAUUAAUGGAGAAUUAAAGAUUAAUAAAAGCCUUAUUUAUUAUUUAUUAAAAAGAAUUGAUGAGUUCAAUGAAUGGCACCAAACUUUUAUAAUUAAUAAUAUUAUCACUAAAUAUAAUCUGGUUAAUGAGGAUGAAAUAUUUAAUAUUUUGAAUUUAUUGGAUGACAAAUUAAAACAUAAUAAUUGUGGAUUAAGAUUAGCAACAAUGAAUUUAUUUUUAAAUUUAACAAAAGAUUUAAAUGAUAUUCAUGAAGAUGUUUAUAAAAGAUUAAAAGAAAAUGAUUAUAAACAUUUUUAUAUAAGAAUUAAAGAAUCCUCAUUUAUAAUUACGAAAAAAUUGGAAAUAUUUGAAUUGAUUGCAAAUGAAAAAAAUGCCAAAGAUAUUAUUGAUGAAAUAAUUAGUUAUAUCACAAUAUCAAAUGAUUUAAUGGUGAAAGGAAUGUUGGAAACGAUUGGAAACAUAAGUUUAAAAAAAUUUAAAUUAAACUGGGAAAAUUUCAAAUUAAAUAAUGAAUUUUCUAUACCAAUUGUAAAUCAACAAAUUUUACAAAACUCAACGAUCCAAGAUGUUGAAUCAAUUCUUGAAGAUAAUUUAUUUGUUAUAAUUGCUUCUGGUGUUAGUGGAAAUAAUGGUGAUAUUUGGAAAUUGUUUUUUUACGGAAUUGAGGUAAUGUGUGUAUAA